Prunus persica (peach) is the source of this 2123-nucleotide messenger RNA. RefSeq names its product clathrin interactor EPSIN 1. Gene Ontology annotation, molecular function: phospholipid binding; clathrin binding. Gene Ontology annotation, cellular component: plasma membrane; clathrin vesicle coat; endosome. The transcript is spliced from 12 exons. Lineage: Eukaryota; Viridiplantae; Streptophyta; Magnoliopsida; Rosales; Rosaceae. Gene Ontology annotation, biological process: endocytosis. The coding region runs from base 136 to 1884 and encodes 582 amino acids. The record is from RefSeq and is a predicted model, not a curated record.
CGAGACCACCUGAUUACGUCUCUCUCUCUCUCUCUCUCUCUCUCUCUCUCUCUCUCUCUCUAUCCACUGCGACGCACGCCAAGAUCUGCAAUCCUUUCCUUUCUGGUUUCUACUCAAAGAUUCUGCAGAUUUGUCAUGGAUUUCAUGAAGGUCUUCGAUCAAACGGUCCGAGAAAUAAAGAGGGAGGUGAAUCUGAAGGUCUUGAAGGUUCCGGAGAUGGAACAGAAGGUAUUGGAUGCAACGGAUAAUGAACCUUGGGGUCCUCAUGGAUCUGCAUUGGCAGAGAUCGCACAGGCCACAAAAAAAUUUUCGGAAUGUCAGAUGGUUAUGAAUGUUUUGUGGACAAGAUUGACUGAGACAGGAAAAGAUUGGCGUUAUGUCUAUAAGGCAUUGGCUGUUAUAGAAUAUUUGGUGUCACAUGGAUCUGAACGAGCUGUGGAUGACAUUAUAGAACAUACUUUCCAAAUCUCAGCUCUCACAAGUUUUGAAUAUGUUGAGCCAAAUGGGAAGGAUUUGGGAAUAAAUGUGAGGAAGAAGGCGGAAACCAUUGUGGCUCUUUUAAAUAACAAAGAUAAAAUACAAGAAGUUAGAAAUAAAGCUGCUGCGAAUCGUGACAAGUACUUUGGACUUUCAUCUACUGGGAUAACAUAUAAGUCAGGUUCUGCAACUUCAGCCUCAUUUAGUAGUAGCAGCUAUCAGAGUAGCGAACGCUAUGGAGGUCUAAGUGGUACUGGAGCUGGUGAUAGGUUCAAAGAUAGCUAUAGAGACAGGGAUCGACAUGAAGAAGACAAGAUUGAGAAGGACAGCUCUAGCAGGUCACGUCGAGAGAGCUCUUCAAAGAAGGCCUCAGCACGCUAUGGCAGCAGGAAGGAUCAGGAUAAUAUAUCAUCCAGUGUGUCAAAGUCAUCUAAUAAAUCAAAUGACUCUGAGAAGUACAGUUCAGUUCAUACUCAAAGCGCAAAUGUUCCUGAUGACGAUGAUGAUGAUUUUGAUCCCCGAGGGACUUCUGCUGCUAAGGCUGCUGUUGCAAGCUCAAACCAAGUGGAUCUGUUUGGACAAAGUUUGAUGGAUGACUUCAUAGAUGCUCCAACAUCUGUUCCUGCAGAAAAGCCUGGGAUUAACAGCAGUUCAUCAGAGGUUGAUCUAUUUGCUGAUGCAACUUUUGUGUCAGCACCACCCCAGGCAGAAACUGGAGCAUUUGCAGACUCAACUUUUGUAUCAGCACCACCCCAGACAGCAAAUGGAGCAAGUUCUCAAACUCAGAAUGGUGUUGAUCUAUUUGCUUCUCAACCAACCCUUUCUCCAUUGGCUUCUUCAACAGUAGAUCUUUUUUCCGCCCCUGAUCCAGUUACGCAGCCAGAAACCAAGUCUACAAAUGCUGCCCCAACAAACACCAACAUUGUUGAUCCCUUUGCCACUGUUCCACUUCACAAUUUUGGUGAAUCUGAUAUUUUUGGGGCCUUCACCUCUCAGUCUGAUUCAACAUCUUCAGAACCUUCCCAAAGUUCUGUCAAUGAUGGCAGCGACACUAAUUUGGGUAAAAAAUCUUCAGCAGACCUGAAUGGUCCACCCAAGAAGGAUUUCCAGGUGAAAUCUGGCAUUUGGGCCGACUCACUUAGCCGUGGACUGAUUGAUCUUAAUAUAUCUGCUCCCAAGAAGGUAAAUCUGGCGGAUGUAGGGAUUGUGGGUGGAUUGACUGACGGAUCAGAUGAAAGGGAGAAAGGGCCCCCAACUUCGUAUUACAUGGGUAGAGCAAUGGGUUCCGGGACUGGUCUUGGAAAAUCUGGGUUCCCAUCAUCGCCGGGAAUGGGAGGCGAUGACAUCUUCUCAAGUCUCAGUGGUGGCGGCGGCCAACAAUACCAAUACGGUGGUUUCCAAAAGUAAUUUUGUUAUUUCUGCCAUUUUUUCCGUCUACAUAUUCUUUUGCCUACUCGGCCAAAAUAUUGAAGAGAAAGUCCUUUCUUUUGGUGUGCUUAGUUUGUUCAUACAUCCGUCAAUGGAUAUUGUGGUAUUGAGGAUUGUAUUGAUCGUGAGUGAAGAUGAUUGCGACACUUUUUAUUUAUAAAUUCCAGUGGAUUGCAAACAGCUUCGUGAUUAAAUUAAUCCUCCAGUCUUUUGAACAA